This is a messenger RNA of Salarias fasciatus (jewelled blenny), 548 nucleotides long. RefSeq names its product pterin-4-alpha-carbinolamine dehydratase 2. The record is from RefSeq and is a predicted model, not a curated record. NCBI's taxonomy places the organism in Eukaryota, Metazoa, Chordata, Actinopteri, Blenniiformes, Blenniidae. The transcript has 4 exons. Gene Ontology annotation, biological process: tetrahydrobiopterin biosynthetic process. Gene Ontology annotation, molecular function: 4-alpha-hydroxytetrahydrobiopterin dehydratase activity. The coding region runs from base 39 to 458 and encodes 139 amino acids.
AGUGUGAGUGGAGGUCAGACCUGACCGAAACGUCUGUCAUGUCUUCAUUGAUGUGUACGCUGCGGACCGGCGGCUCGUGGUGGUGCAGCCUGAGCCUGCCGGCCCGGCUGAGGACGCCUCGCCUCUCCAGGACCUGCUCGUCUCGCGCGUCGUCAGACUCCCACUGGCUCUCUGCUGCAGACCGGGAUCGGCUGGUGAUGGAGCUCCAGGCCACCGGCUGGAUGCAGGUGGAGGACCGGGAUGCCAUUUGCAAAGAACUUCACUUUAGAACCUUUAAUCAGGCGUUUGGCUUCAUGUCCCGUGUGGCUCUGCAGGCGGAGAAGAUGAACCAUCACCCUGAGUGGUCCAACGUUUAUAAUAAGGUACACAUCACGCUGACCACGCACGACUGUGGAGGACUCUCCAAACGGGACAUCAAAAUGGCCAAGUUUAUUGACCAAAUUGCUCUUCCUGGUUAAUUGUUUUGCAUUUCGAUCAAAUUUGCACUUUUUCUAGCGUCCAUGCUGUUGUUUUCAACACUGGUGUGAGGAAUCCGUCUUUUUCGUGUA